This is a messenger RNA of Chroicocephalus ridibundus (black-headed gull), 2483 nucleotides long. It is a transcript of the gene LGALS8, whose product is annotated as galectin 8. The record is from RefSeq and is a predicted model, not a curated record. Gene Ontology annotation, molecular function: carbohydrate binding. The coding region runs from base 416 to 1306 and encodes 296 amino acids. Gene Ontology annotation, cellular component: cytoplasm. The transcript has 9 exons. Lineage: Eukaryota; Metazoa; Chordata; Aves; Charadriiformes; Laridae.
CAGGCUCAGUGGGUGAGUGGUUUUCAUACUGUAAUUAGUCAAGUUCACCUUAAGGACGCAUUUCAUGCCACGUUUCUUGGGCAAUCAGCCCCCUGAAGUUUCUGCUACCUGUUUGUAGGUCCUUUUGUUCCUUCUAUCCCAUUGUCUUGUCAAGAGUCAUUUACCCAAAUGACUUAGAGUUACCCGUCACGGAGGUUUCGAUAUCGCGCCCAGCUAGGAGGAGAUGGGCUUCGGCUGCAACAAGGGACCUACAGACAAAACACGAAGCACGGAAGCAGCGAAGGGUUUGCGGCGGAAGCCUGUGGGCAGCGUUAAGGAGGGAUCCCUCCUUUGGUGCUGCCUGACCAGUGAAUCCUUUAAAUACGCUCCAGCAGUGGUCACACAGAACUGACAAACUUAACCUGGAGGAGGGAAGAUGAUGUCCUUGGACGGACCGCAGAAGACAAUCAGUAGCCCGAUCAUUCCAUAUGUUGGCACAAUACUUGGUGGCCUUGUUCCUGGAGAGCUGAUUGUGAUACAUGGGACUGUUCCUGAUGAUGCAGACAGGUUCCAGGUGGAUUUACAGUGUGGCAGUAGCAUAAAGCCUCGAGCUGAUGUGGCAUUUCAUUUCAACCCCCGCUUCAAAAGGUCUGGCUGCGUUGUUUGCAACACACUGGAGAGGGAAAAAUGGGGCUGGGAGGAGAUCACUUACGAGAUGCCCUUUCAAAAAGGGAAGUCAUUUGAGAUUGUCAUCAUGAUUUUAAAGGAUAAAUUCCAGGUGACUGUAAAUAAGAAGCACUUGCUGCUCUACAACCACAGAAUUAGCCUUGAAAGAAUAGAUACUCUUGGAAUAUAUGGCAAAGUGCAGAUCAAAACUGUAGAUUUUGUUUCCAAUGGGGAAAUGCCAGAUGGUUCACAAUUUGGAGUUCCUUACGUUGAGAAACUUGAUGCUGCACUUUGUCCAGGAUGCACAGUUGCUAUUAAAGGAGAAGUGAAUAAAAACCCAAAGAGCUUUACGAUAAAUCUGAAAUCAAGUGACUCAAAGGACAUUGCAUUACAUCUGAAUCCCCGAAUGAAAAAUAAAGUUUUUGUAAGAAACUCAUACCUUCAUGACAGCUGGGGAGAAGAAGAAAGGGAAGUGGCCAAUUUCCCUUUCAGUCCAGGGAUGUACUUUGAGCUUAUCAUUUUCUGUGAUGCCCACCAGUUCAAAGUUGCUGUUAAUGGUGUUCACACUCUGGAGUACAAGCAUCGUUUUAAACAACUUGAAAAGAUCAACGUAGUGGAAAUCAUGGGAGACAUUCAAUUGUUAGAUGUGAGGAGGUGGUAGUUCUUUUCAUUCAGUACUAAAAGAAUUAAACCUCUUCUAAUAACAGUGCCGCCUUGUCAAGUACAAACAGGUGCUGACUUGUGCUGAGCCUGCCUUUAUCUAUCUAGGCUUCUGCAUCUGCCUCACUAGAAAGGCGAGUACCAGAACUGCUAACUGCGAGAUUAAAUCCUCCUCUAGUGUACACUAUCCUGGCAAGCUAAGUAAGUGUUUGCUCAGAUCAAUCUCCUGUAUUUGCUCAGAUCAAUCUCCUGUAUUAGUGAACCUAGCAAUAUGAAAAUGCUGCAUCAUACUGUGUCUAACAAAUGCACGCAGUACGUUUAAGUUAAACUACUACUUGUCAUUCCUUGAUAGCAUACAUUCAAUAUUGUGAAGCAGAAACAAGACUGAAAUAGGAUCUGAAGAUAUGGUUAUCCUUCCCAAAAGGGACAUUGGUAAUUCAUUUAAAAUAGAAUUUUGAACUAUGCUUUUCUGCUUUUUAGUUUAUAUUAGCAACUAUAACCUUUUUACUGAGGCUGGAUUAAGCAAACAGUUGGCCCAUCGGUACUAGCAAACGCAAGGAGGAAUUUGAUCUUACUACUUCAUAUGCUGCUGCAGUAGUACUUUCUCUGACACUCAUGGUUAAGUCACGUUCAAUGCUAACAAGUGGCUUAAAUCAAACAUACAGGAGCAUUUCUAGCUUUUAGUUUUCCAAAUUGAAACAAAUGUAAAUGAGUUAUCUGCUUCCAAUUGUGUGAACUUUUGGAAGCUUGUUUGAUCUGAAAUCGCUCCCAACUGAGUUGAGAUUGCUCAGGGACUGAAAUAGAUGUUUGUGUUUUUCAUGUUUUAAAAAUGUGUGAACCCACGUACUCCAGGCAGAGUUUCAGCUGAGAUGAGACUCAGAUAUUCAUCAGUGGAAUAGAGAACGAACCCUUUUGCAGUCUUGUAUUAAAAUACUAUCUGUCUGAAACAAAUAGUUCCUAUUCAGUUUUCCAUACAAAUGUCAGUCUUAAUUUUUAUAUUCUUUUUUAAAAUAAGUUGCUGCUGGUUGUCAAUACGUGCCUGGGGGGUGUUCCUAUUUAUCCGAACAGCUGCUAAAAGAGUGAAGCAAUUUCAAGAGUAAGAGAUACCCUAAGACUGUUUAAGAUAAAUUACCAGAUUUAAUGUAUAAAAAGCAUAAAUAAAAACAUUUGUGAACUCA